Messenger RNA from Ochotona curzoniae (black-lipped pika), 936 nucleotides. RefSeq names its product solute carrier family 39 member 2 (gene SLC39A2). The transcript is spliced from 4 exons. Gene Ontology annotation, biological process: zinc ion transmembrane transport. Bases 1 to 936 code for a protein of 311 amino acids. Gene Ontology annotation, cellular component: plasma membrane. NCBI's taxonomy places the organism in Eukaryota, Metazoa, Chordata, Mammalia, Lagomorpha, Ochotonidae. The record is from RefSeq and is a predicted model, not a curated record. Gene Ontology annotation, molecular function: zinc ion transmembrane transporter activity.
AUGGAGCCACUACUAGGAGUAAAAAUUGGCUGCUUGUUGGCCCUCCUAGCUCUCACCCUGGGCUGUGGACUUAUUCCCAUUUGUUCCAAAUGGUUCCAGAUUGAGGCAGCUACAGGUCGUCACCGCCGGGUUCUCAGCCUCCUGGGCUGUGCUUCUGCCGGUGUUUUCCUGGGAGCAGGGUUCAUGCACAUGACUGCUGAAGCCCUGGAGGGAAUUGAAUCAGAGAUCCAGAAGUUCACAGUGCAGAACAAGACCGAGAAUGAGACGAAUUCUUCCUUUAGUGACAGUGACAGUUCAGCUCUGACAGAAUAUCCCUAUGGAGAGCUUGUCAUCUCCCUGGGCUUCUUCCUGGUCUUCCUCGUGGAGUCACUGGCGCUGCAGUGCUGCCCUGAGGCCACUGGAGAAUCUACCAAGAGGGAGGAGGAAUGGAAUGGAGUGCAUGGGCUUGCUUUCCACAGCCAUGCGCGAAGACCCGCACCUUCUCGGGGCCCUCUUCGAACCCUCAUCCUCUUGCUCUCGCUCUCCUUUCACUCAGUGUUUGAAGGCCUAGCCGUGGGCCUGCAGCCCACCAUAGCAGCCACUGUACAGCUUUGUCUCGCAGUCCUGGCUCACAAGGGGCUUGUGGCCUUCGGGGUGGGACUGCGACUGGUGCAGAUAGGCACCAAGCCAAGAUGGGCCGUGUUCUCCAUGCUGGCCUUAGCUCUCAUGUCUCCCCUAGGUCUUUCACUAGGACUGGCUGUGGUUGGAGGAGACUCCGGAGGGGCACAGGGUUUGGUUCAGGCCCUGUUAGAGGGUGUGGCAGCUGGCACUUUCCUCUAUGUCACCUUCCUAGAGAUUCUGCCCCAGGAAUUAGCUGAUCCAGAUGCCCCUCUGGUCAAAUGGGCCUGUGUAGCUGCUGGUUUUGCUUUCAUGGCCUUUAUUGCUUUAUGGGCCUGA